UGUGCCCUGGGAAGACAGGGAUGGGGGAGGCAGUAUAUCAAGAAAGGGAACCAGCCUGGGAAGGAGGAAGACCUCUGGUACAAGACCAAGAUGACCACAGUGGCCCCAUUGGGAGGUUCCACCUUCCCAGGAAAUGAGACUGCGAUGUCCACAGAAGACUUCCUCUAUAAGAGUUCAGGAGCCAUCGUAGCGGCCAUCGUGGUCGGUGUCAUUCUCAUCUUCACCGUGGUGCUCAUCUUGCUAAAAAUGUACAACAGAAAAAUGAGAAUGAGACGGGAAUUGGAACCCAAGAGCCCCAAGCCUGCCUCCCCAGCAUCUUCCGCAGGCCAGCCCAGCAACAACCUCGGCAGCCAGCCCACCACUGUCACAUUCAUUCCUGUCGACAUCCACAUGGAGAACCGAUGACCGAAGAAGCUCCCUCCGGGAUCCUCAGCCAGAUCUCCUGCUCCAUUCAGAUGGGCCUGGCUGAGAAGAAGGAAAAUGAAGAGCCAGAUUCCUGGCAGAGUCUAUGUCAAACUGAUGAUGGCAUUUCUGUAUGGGAUUGGAGCUGGGGACAAGCCCUAACAAUCUCUUUUUCCCCCUAGUUAAAAACCUAAGUAACUCUCUUGGGUCCCCUAACAUUGACACAGUGGCAAACUAUGUCAGAUAUGUAUUAACAUUUAUGUUCUCCUUUCUCCCCGAUCCCUGUAGCUGCUUCAAAGGGAUAAUGAAUAUUAGAAGGCUGGUGGCAGAAGGGACUUUAGAAUAUACGGUGAUAGAAUGUAGAAUAUCUAAUCCAUCUUCUUGGAUAAUAGAUCAUCAGAACUGAAAAAAGCAUUUGAACAUAGAAUAUCCAAUCUGGAAGACCUUUUGGAACAGAGAAGUCAGAGCUGGGCAGGGAGGGGACCUUAGAAAACCAUCUCAGAGCUGGAAGAGAACUUAAAAUGGAGAAUUUUAGAAAAAUAACAGAACUGAAUGGAACCUGGUAGACCAGCGAGCCCAACCUUCUCAUUUUUGUAGCAGAGGGCUGUGGGAUCAUAGACCCAUAGAGACAGGAAAGACUUCAGUGGGCUUUCUACUCUAUCCAUCUCUUUUUACAGAUGAGGAAACUGAGGUGGAGGGAGAUUAAAUGACUUGUCUCACAGGAAAAUUCAGUCUAGAGAAGGCCACAUGAUGAGUCUGAGUUUCUGGCUGAGCCAAGACAAGAACACUUAAAUUAUUUCAAAUGCUGGAUGCAGGAUGAUGGGAGCCCCCAAAAGGGCAUCUGUCCAAGUGUUCCAUCCAGACAUGUCUAGUCUGCAAAUUAAACCAUUUUUUCCUGGGAACUCUAUGGGCCUGGGUUAAUUAAGUAAUAAGAUAUCCUGCCUCCUCCCCAGGUAAAUUAUGUCAGUGGACAGAAGGCAGCAAACUCAAGUGUGAAACACCCCUAACUCCAGAUCUGGAGACGGCAUCAACAAGGGAGAUGAGUUGAUAAAAUAGCUUUGUCCUGAGCUCAGGACCAGAAUCCUGGCAUCUGUGUCUGCCAGAUGAUGUGUCUUCUUUAGACAGAGCUAGAACUCUGAAACACUCCCCAUUCUUCCUUGUUCUAGCUGCUGUGUAGAUACUUCCCCACCCAUUACCACAUCUCCCCCUACCCCGCUUCACUCUGCACUGUGACACUAGCUCACUCUUGUGUAGCAUUUUAUGGUUUACAACAUGUUUUCUUCACACCACUGUGAAGAUAGGCAGUAGGAGUUUCACCGUCUCCAUUUUACAGGUACAGAAACUGAGGCUCAAAGAAGGGCUGAGGCUAUCCAUCUAGUAAAUGCUUGACCUGAGAUUCCAACUUUGGUUGCCUGAUUCUGAAGUCAAGGCUCUCCCACUCUACCUUGUGGCCUUCCAGGAUUUGAGGUGUUCUUUCACUGAUUAUACAUCUUGUUGGGGAAGGGAGGGCUGGGCUGCUCCCUGAUGCACUAUACGAUAAGCACCUUCAUCUCAUCUAUAAUAUCUCCAAGUCCAACUUCGGUUCUUCCUGGAGGUGGUUCCUAGUAACAACAAAUCCCAAGCCUGGCGUUUAAACCCUUUACAGGAACACUGGAUUUGGGAUCCAAGAAUCUGGGAACCAUCCCAACCCUAGUACUCACUAUCUGUAGGGCCUUAGACAAGUCACUUCCACUCUCUGAGGCUUAAUUUCCUUUUACGUAAUGUGAGGUGGUUGGCCUGGAUAGUUCUAUGAGCAGCAUCUUGUCCCUGAAGCCCAUAACCCUCUAUCUGCUGGAUACAAGAUGGCACCCUCUUGUCUGUUAUUGAGCUCACUCCUCUUGUGAGCUAAGAGAAGCCGUGAGACAGGGAUUGUGAUCAUGCCUAGUGCUCAGAUGUGUUAGGAACAGGCCAGCUUGGUCUCUGUAAAAGGACUGGGUGCCGUAUAGCCCAACUUAUCUUGAGCUGGUGCCUCUGGAGGGAUUGUGACCAAAAGAGAAUGUGAUGGUUAUAUGGAAAGAGGAAGACCUGGAUUCAAAGUCAGGCCUCAGGCCAUUUACCAGCUUUUCAACCCUACCCAAGAGAUUUCAUUUGUCUAAGCCUCAGUGCCUUCAUCUGUAAAAUGGGAAUCACAAUAGCAACCUCCCUCACAGGGAUGUUAUAAGGUUCAAAUGAGAGAACCCCAGUAAAGACUGUGCAAACCUUGAAUUUCUUUAGAGACGGGAGCUGCUCUUAUGAGGGGGAAGGUACAACGGUUCUAUGCCAACAAUGCUGGAUGCGGCAGCCUCAGGAUGCUCCCUCCUUUCCACAAAUUUCGUACGAGAACAAAAUCCCAGGCAGAAGCCAAACAUGCAGAAUGUCUGAUGUUAGCUCAGAAACGCCAGCCUCUUAAGGAAGCUGGGUAGUGUUUCCCUCAACACCCCACAAAGGAAAGGAGUGAAGGCUUCCAGCUGGGCCUUGGGCAUCCCAUCCCACCCACUCCCCUCAGCCACAUUCUCCAGAGUUGUUACAGAACCUGCCAGGUGUUAGCUCUUGAGAUCAACCCUAGGCCAGGGAUAGGGAACCUGCUCUGGGCCCCCUCUUCUGUCCAUCACAAAUGCAAACACUCAUUGUUCUCUGAUCCCCUUGGUUCUGAUCUACGUGUUCUGGGUUGGUGACUGGAAGUCAGGAAGAUCUGGGUUUAGUCCUGGCUCGGAUGCUUACUAGUUGUGUGACUGUGGACCUAAGCACCCCGAGCCUCAGUUUCCUCAUCUGUAAGAUGGAGAGAUAUCACCUAUCAUACCUGCCUCAGAGGAGUGUUAAUGGGAUCAAAUGAGGAUGUUCAUGUAACAUGCUUUGCAGACCUCUAAAUUCUCUAUAAAAAUUAGUUCUUAGUAUUUUCGAAAGGGGCUUUGGAGUGGAAAUAAUUCUAAUGUGGAAGCCUAUCUAGUCCCCCUCCCCCCCCACCUUGUUCUAGAUUAGGAAGAAAGCAUAGUGUAGGGGACAGUGUGUCAGGUAUGGAUUCAAGAAGACCUGGUUCAAAUCCUGCAUCAGACACUAAUCUGGACAAGUCACUUUGCCUUCAGGUUCGGUAAGCAACUCUCAAAGACCACAAGAUGCAGGGAAGAUGACAUCUUGCAUUGAUAAAGGAAUUUCCUCCUCUGGGAGUUUACUUUGUCAUUGAAGUUAUGGGUCCUAUCUAUCCCUGUCCCUUUAUUGAUUGAAAGAGUGGGAUAGAGGGCACAAGAGAAAUCAGAUGGUGGUGGUGGUGAUGAUGAUGAUGAUGAUGAUGGGGAAGGCUUGGUUCCAUUGUCCUCAUCACCUUUGAUCUCCAUAGAGCUCUUGUGAGAUAGGAAGGGCAAGUAGUAGUGUCCCCAUUUUACAGAGAAGGAAACUGAGGCACAGAAAAGCUAUUUGUUCAGAUGUACACAGUUAAGUGGCAAAGCUGGGAUGUAACCUCAAGUCCUCUGGUUCUUGAAUCCAUUGGUCUCCUCAUUGAGAUACACUGCCUCUGUGUGUUGGGGGGGAGAGGCAGGAUUUUUACCAAUUUGUUUUAGGUUUUAUGUUUAGUAAAUAAACAACCUAACCCAAUCCCCAAUUUAUUUUUAGUUGAAAAUUGUAGGGCUUACUCUGGGAGGGAGAUGAGUUCUUGACUUUUUAAAUGCCCUUUCCAAAUAUACCCCAAAUUGGCAUUUUUGUCCUGUUAUAAAAAACCCAAUGCCACAGUUCUUUGUGGGUGUGCAGUAAUCCUAUAACCAUGUCCCCAGGAUAUUUGAGAGGCCCACUCAGUGACAUUGAACAGUGGAGUCAUUGUCACCCGGUUUCUGGGCUCUUUUGUGAUGGCAUCCCCCUCAGCAAGAGAGGGAGUAGAAAGCCUUGACUCAGCAGUCCUGGGGCCAGCCCAAGGCGUCUGGCCUGGGGAAAAGUGGCUUCAAAUAACACUGACCCUGGGCUGGCCUGGGAGUCAGGAGACUGGACUGUGCCGGCCCUGGCCCCAGCUUCACUGUGGAUGCAGCAUUGCACUCCUGGAAGAGGGCUUAGGGACCAUCUAGUCCACUUUUUACCUGAACCCUGACUUUUUCCUCAAACAUCCCUAAUACAAGUUUAUCCUGCCUCUGCUCAAAGCCCUCCAGGAAUGUAGAAGCUGCCACCACCUCCCACAGCAGCCUGUUUUCACUUGGGGACAGGUGGAAAUUUCUUAGAAAGUUUUUCUUAUAUUGGAUUGCAAUCUGCCUCUCUGCAGUUUCCAUCCUUUCUUCAAGCAAUGACUGAGGCCAAAAAGAGCCAAUCUAAGGAUGGCAUGGUUAAAAAAAAAAAAAA
This is a messenger RNA of Phascolarctos cinereus (koala), 4737 nucleotides long. RefSeq names its product non-compact myelin associated protein (gene NCMAP). Gene Ontology annotation, biological process: peripheral nervous system myelin formation; regulation of myelination. Gene Ontology annotation, cellular component: Schmidt-Lanterman incisure; paranode region of axon; plasma membrane. The record is from RefSeq and is a predicted model, not a curated record. NCBI's taxonomy places the organism in Eukaryota, Metazoa, Chordata, Mammalia, Diprotodontia, Phascolarctidae. Gene Ontology annotation, molecular function: structural constituent of myelin sheath.